Messenger RNA from Podarcis raffonei (Aeolian wall lizard), 1840 nucleotides. Its product is annotated as zinc finger protein RFP-like. Gene Ontology annotation, molecular function: zinc ion binding; protein binding. The transcript has 7 exons. The record is from RefSeq and is a predicted model, not a curated record. NCBI's taxonomy places the organism in Eukaryota, Metazoa, Chordata, Lepidosauria, Squamata, Lacertidae. Bases 96 to 1541 code for a protein of 481 amino acids.
CUGGAGAGCCUGGCAGUUCCAGGAAACAGUCAGUGCCUUGAAACCAAAAGCAAAACAUCCUCCCUUUCUCCCUUCUGCUUCAGAGCGGAGCAGACAUGGCAAGCGUGCUCCUCACCCGGCAGUUCCUGGACGAAACCUCCUGCCCCAUCUGCCUGGACUAUUUCACAGACCCGGUGAUUCUGGACUGCGGGCACAGCUUCUGCAAAGCCUGCCUCACCAUGUGCUGGAAAGAAACGCAAAGACCAGCAUCAUGCCCCCAUUGCAGGCAGGUAGCCCAGAGAACCAGCUUCAGGCCAAACCGGCAGCUGGCCAACGUGGUCGAAAUAGCCAAGCAGUUCACCUCUCAGGCGGAGACAACCAAUUGCAAGAGACAUGGGGAGCCCUUGGAGUUUUUCUGCAAUGUUUGUGUAGCCCCCACCUGCAACGUCUGCAAGAGGUCGCAAGAGCACAGCGAACACGACAUGUUUAAUCUGGACGGGAUUUCACAGAAGAUUAAGCAAGGAAUCCAGGCUCGGGUGCAGUUUCUGAUGCAAGAGAGACAAGUGGUUAGGCAAUGGAAACUGGCUGAAGAAGAGAGGGUCAAGGCGUUUCCGGCGGAGCUAGAGGAGGAGAAGAACAAGAUCUCGGGCGCUUUCGAGCAAAUGCACAACUUCCUGCACGAGCUGCAGCGUUUUUGGCUGACCGAGCUGGAGGAUCUGGAGAAAGAGAUGAAGACGAAAAAGGAAAGUAAUAUCGUCAAGCUCUCACAGGAUAUCGCCUUUCUCAGUAGCCACAUCACAGACAUGGAGAAGAAGCGCCAACUUCCGCCUUUUGAGUUCCUGCGGGGCUUUGGGACUUCGGUGAUCAGGUUUGUGCAGUGGAAAAAAAAGCGGGCAGUGCUGGGAAUCUCUACAGGCAUGGAAGAGAGACUCAUAAGUUACACUCAGAAAAAUUCGUUUCUGCAGGAUACCCUGGAGAAAUGCAAAGGGCUGCUGAUGGAGGCACCGAACAAAGUGAGUGUCACUCUGGAUCCAGGAACCGCCCACCCCUUUCUUGUUGUAACCGAGGACCUGAAGAAUUUGAGAAGAAGAAGGGAAAUGCAGGACGUUCAGGACAACCCUGGGAGAUUCAACAGCAUGCUCUACGCGCUGGGCCAUGCAAAAUUCACCUCAGGAAGAUAUUGGUGGGAGGUGGUGGUGGAAGAGGAGAAGGAGGAAAGGGAACGGGCCAACUGGGCCGUAGGGGUUGCAAAAGAGUCUGUCAGGCGCAAAGGCUUUGUCCGCAUGAUUCCUUCUGAGGGGAUCUGGGCCAUUGGGAAGGGAAAGGAUGAGUCAGCCUCAUCUGAUCCCUUCUGGGCUUCAACCCUCCCUGAGCGGACCCCUUUGAGCUUGAGCUAUGAGCCCAGGAAGAUCCGGGUGUCCCUAGACUAUGAUCAGGGCUGUGUGGAAUUCUAUAAUGCCCACACCGACGACUUGAUUUUCAAAUUCCAACGAGCCUCAUUCUCUGGGGAGAAGGUCCAGCCCUUUUUCCAUGUUUGGUGGGGAGCUGGUCUGAAGUGUUGAGUCCUGAGGACGCUCCUCACUGCUCCCAGCCUUACCACCCCCACCCUGAGAGGAGGUGACAGCCUAGCAUUUUCUCUUCAGUGUUAUGAGUUUGUGGGUGCCAGACACCCUAAAUUUCUGGAUCCAGUAAAUCUUAGAAUUUAAUCUGUGUGUGGAGUGUCAGAAGUGGAUGACAAACAGUAGGUUUAGCAAGCAUUAAAAUAUAAGCCAGGCCAGCUCCCCCAUAUCAGGAAGUACCUGGGAGACGAGCCAUGACACCCACACCAGCUCUACCACCCCCAACCUGGGAGGAGGUGACA